Molecule: messenger RNA, 465 nt
Organism: Parastagonospora nodorum SN15
Lineage: Eukaryota; Fungi; Ascomycota; Dothideomycetes; Pleosporales; Phaeosphaeriaceae
Exons: 2
Coding region: 1-465 (154 amino acids)
Source: RefSeq, a predicted model, not a curated record
AUGCACCGCCAGCCCUUGGUAAGGCCGACCCUCGCAUGCUCCACCAGACCACCUGCUGGCGUUGAAUCGCCCAGCCCAUCUCAACCACGAGCCAUCUGGCGUGCGGAGACUCUGCUGUUUGUCAUGACCGCGGUGCAUGCUCCCAAGUCGACAGCCCUACUAUGUAACCUGCCUAAACCAGCAGCAAGUGACCGCUUGACCACGACGAACAGACGCGACCGACCAGUGCAAUGCUAUGGACAGACGAAGAGUACGCCUGCUCGUGAACCAUGUCGUUUCAAUCUCUUACAAGCUUUGAGCCCAGCUUGCAGCAUGACAAACCUGCACCCGCCUAUUUUUCCUACCCUGCAAGAUAAAGUCGGAUCCAUGUCUCGCGUCCUGUCGCGCCAUUUCAUCCUGUGGUGGCGCAUACGCAACAACAAAGACCACACGCUGCAAGACCAAGUCACCAACACCCACUCCUGA